AUGGCUCUGGGUGAUGUAUUGGGAUUAAAGCAAGACCCAGAAGCACUGGUUCAAGUUAAUGAACUCAUUAAACAUUACAUUAGUUCAUUUGGAAAGUCAUCUCGCACUGUUGCUAUAACACUUCAGGCCUAUGAUUAUGUGGACAGAACCAAUUCAGAGGUGGCUUACAUGAAAUUCUCACUGAAAGGAUUCCAGUUCCGUGGCAAAACACAUGCAGAAGACUCGGGUCCAAAUGUUUCAUUUGUGGUAGCAGCUUUGACCUUGGAAGGAAAGAUCGUCAUUGCUGGAGAUAAGCUGUUUGCCUCUACUGGAAAGGCAUCUGCCUUUGAGACAGCGGACUUGUCUUGCCAAGAAGCCCAGGGCGCCAUUGCUGCACCAAGAAACCUGAAAGAGAACAAAGCUAUUCAGAAGAUUGUGCAAUUUUAUAACAGUUCUGCCUAUCUGGGUAUUAUUGCAAAUGAUGUGCUAGGGACAUUCCAUUUCCAGAAUGGGGAUUCUUUGGAUUUUACCAACUGGUACGAGAAUGAACCUUCUGGUCCAGAAAUUGAAAAAUGUGUGGAAAUGUACAGCGAUGGCACUUGGAAUGACAAAAUAUGCAACGAUUACCGCCUUGUGGUCUGUCAGUUUUAAAACCCAACCACCAAGACAACCCAAGGCAACCAUUGAAUGUUCCUUAAAACAUAACUUGAUGUGA
This is a messenger RNA of Protobothrops mucrosquamatus (brown spotted pit viper), 694 nucleotides long. Its product is annotated as pulmonary surfactant-associated protein A-like. Lineage: Eukaryota; Metazoa; Chordata; Lepidosauria; Squamata; Viperidae. The record is from RefSeq and is a predicted model, not a curated record. The transcript has 4 exons. Gene Ontology annotation, molecular function: signaling receptor activity. Bases 1 to 630 code for a protein of 209 amino acids.